GCGUAGUUUUGAUCUCAGUUAAGUGCCGGUGAGUGACCCGAACCCGAAGAGCUCACGUAUAGCAGUGAUGUCGCGCCAAGUAAUCCGGAACCUUAUCUUCGUCGUCCUUGUGAUCGUCGGAGUAUAUGCUCAAAAGAGGAGUAAUGUCGACAAGCUCGACGAGAACAAUUGGGAUCGAAUGCUUCAGGGCGAGUGGAUGGUUGAAUUUUAUGCACCAUGGUGUCCAGCGUGUAAAGCACUUGAACCAAUCUGGGAAGGUCUUGCUUUCCAAAAAAAAGAGCUUGGAAUUAAUGUUGGCAAGGUUGAUGUGACAGAUGCUCCAGGACUUAGUGGUCGUUUUAUGGUGACUGCUCUGCCAACAAUAUAUCAUGUCAAAGAUGGAGUUUUUCGCCAGUACAAGAGUCCAAGAGAUAAGGAUUCACUGAUUGAAUUUGUAUCUAAGCAGACAUGGACCAAAGUAGAACCUAUUUCAAACUGGAGAAGUCCAACAUCAAUUCAAAUGUCUCUUGCCAGUCAGAUCUUCAGAAUGUCUCAAGUACUAAGAAGCAUCCAUAACAAGUUGAUGGAAGAUUUUGGUAUGCCUACCUGGGGAACUUAUUUGAUUUUUGCUCUUGUCACUAUUGUUUUGGGUGCUAUUUUGGGUCUGUUAAUUGUUUGCAUCAUUGACUUUAUUUACCCACCAAAGACUCCAACUCAAACCAAGAAAAAGGAGAAAGACGAAGAUAACGACGCAGGAGUCGAUGACGAACUCGUUGAUGCAGUUAAGGAUGAUCUCGUAGAUGAAGAGGAAAGUGAAUCAGAGGAAAAGUCCGAAAACGAGAAAACUGACAAAGACAGCAAGUCGUCACAACCAAAUAGUCCAAACGUUCGCAAACGCAGAGCGCGCAAAGCUGACUAAGCUGAAAUAUGUAUGGAAAAAUUUGGAAAACUCACUGACGCAUAAAUGCGCUGGAGAUUCAAGGCUAUUGACUUUAUGAUUUCUUUCAAAUCAAAAAGUCUUUUAAUAACUUCUUGGCAAGUUAUUUUUUAAUGAUUAUUUUUCAUACGUAAAACUUAAUUUUCUAAAUGCGUUUUUAUAUUUUGUCGGUAGGACUUAACAAUUGCCAUCGAAGUUUUACUAGAUAAAUUACUAAAUAGACAUGACUGCAUCACAAACAUUUUUUUACUUUAAAUUUUUUUUCUUGUUCGCUGAAUUGCUCGGAAAAAACUGUUAAUUAUAUAAUGGUAGUUGAGUGUUACGCGUGUACUUUAUGUCUUUAUCUCAUUAAUUCGCGUUUCCUAAGCCGAAUCUCGAAGAAACGGGGAAACAUAGUUUCUACUUGUAAAUAUAUAAUGCCUUUCCAGUCAUUAUUAACUUUUUAAUAAUAAUAUAAACUUUAUCAUUGUCAACUUUGAAUUUUGGAAUAUUAAGUUAGCGUAGAAGUCUUCCGACAAUCUACACGCACAACCGUUCAUUCGCGCUUCGUUUAAUGCAUUGAGCAAUAAAGUGAGAGGACAUUAAAUAGUUGAUGAGAAUAGGAAAUAAACUCCAUUCAAUUUUAAUUAUCGGCGUGAAAAUCAUUAAAAGUUGUAUGUUCCUUAAGAACAUUCCUGUCUUGAAAAAGCUGACACUCAUUUACACACAAGGAACAAUUAAUAACUAAGGAUUGUAUUAUAUGCAAAAUAGAUGAAAAUUACAAUGUAUAACUUUAACUGCCUAUUAAUAAACGUAUUUA
Phymastichus coffea is the source of this 1715-nucleotide messenger RNA. RefSeq names its product thioredoxin-related transmembrane protein 1-like. The transcript has 5 exons. The record is from RefSeq and is a predicted model, not a curated record. Bases 68 to 898 code for a protein of 276 amino acids. Lineage: Eukaryota; Metazoa; Arthropoda; Insecta; Hymenoptera; Eulophidae.